UGUCUAGGACGCCAAACGUACAGGAGAUAAUUUAGAAAUAACGCACGUUUACCUGACCAUUUACCUGUUUUUCCUUUCAUUAUUUAGUGUAUAGAUCUGGCUUCCAUACACGAUCUGUCGUAGCGUAAGUCGUUGUGGUAUCUUAGCAACCUGUAAACCAAACGCCGAAAGAAGAAGUCCCAUGUCCCAGUACAGUCAGCUCAAAAUAACACAGCAAAGUAGACCAUUGCGCUAGAUGAGUAAAUUAAACAGAAACUGUGGCUAAGAAUUGGUUAUCAGACAGGAAUUAAUUAUCGUGAUUUCGAGAUGAUGACUGAGAAGCUCAGGCUGACCUGUGACAGACUCCUGUCACAGCAGCAGCUCGCAUGCUGCCACUCUUAUUGUGGCAUCCCGCUACACGGCAAAGAUGUCCUGAUUUACAGUAAUGUGGACGUACGGCGGAAGCCCCUGCUGCUAACUGGCCACCAUGGUGACAUCAGUGCCAUGGCUUUUGGAAAAAGAAGCACACCUGUUAUCCUCUGCUCUGCCUCUGCUGAUUAUAUCAUUGCCUGGGAUAUUGAACUAUGCAAGAGGAGAACACAGGAGGGUAAAGUUGCAGCAGGAGUAGUUAUUGGGACUUUACUGGGUGAAGUUGUCCAUCUUUCCUUUUGUUUCUCUGAUGAACGAGUGGCUGCAUGUGCAGGAGCAAAUAUAUACGUUCUCAACUCAAAGAGACAGGAAAUGAUCUCUACCUUGACCGGCCACUUGGGGCCUUUAACAUCAGCAGAGUUCUGCCCCUGGAAUAAAGAUAUUCUUGUCACCACGUCAGAAGAUCGAACUUUCAAGGUUUGGGAUUUAAAAACUGAAGCGGUACUCUACCAGUCAUUCGUUCUUUCAGCCUCUCCACUGCUCAGCGUACUUUUCCUGGAGGAGGACAGGCAGCUUGUCACUGGCUCGACCGAUGGACAGGUAUGGUGCUUUUCUGUCAGCGAUGACAGCAAGUGUCACCUGGUGACAAAAAUGGACCUUACGAAGAUGGAAAAAAGACAUCAAACGCACCAAGAGAUUGUUAGCCAUGGAGCAGGGGUCGCUGAGCAAUCACCUGUAGAUGAAGUGGAGACCUCAAAACCUGUGCUUAAAAUGGCAUCAUGCAGUCACUUUACAGACACUAAUACUGAGCAAACAAUAGACAGCAGCUGGUUUUGUAUUGGAAGCUCUGAUGGCUUGUAUGUGGUGGAUGUGGCUACCUCAGAACUCCUAACAGCACGAUAUUUCAAAGAUUGCCCCGACCUGAGCAUGGCUGGGUCAUGGUCAUUCUCUCCAGGCCUUGAUAACUCUAUGAUGGUGUUGGUGAGCUCUUUGUUUACUCCGUGUGUGGUCCUGCUGGAGUUGCACCUAUGUGAGUUAGGGAGGAUUCUGGCUUGUCGUCAGGAAGGCCUCUCCGUGUUCCCUAGUUCCCCUCCACUGCUUGAAUCUCCUCUGAACGCCGACUUAAAGAAGAAGAAGGAGCCCUUGCAGCCCAAAAAGAAAGGAGGUAUAAAGGAACAGCCUCUGGUUUUCCACUCAAAAGUGAAGUCAUCUGGAUAUACCGGUGCCCCAAGAAGGACCAUGUUUUCCCCAAAAACAGGCGUUCAGAAGAAUACUUCCUGUAAGAAGACAAACAAAAAUAUUGGUAUACACCUCAGAGAUUACCCUGCAGACAGCGCGCCUCCAACUAUUCCAUAUGUUGAUCUCAGAGUCGACCACAAACAAAUCUCAAGCCUUCAGUAUUCAGGUGAUGGAAAACAAAUCCUGUGUGGUCUUGGCAACAGCUCAGUGUUAAUGUACAAGUCCUGCCUCACUGGCAGUCCAACUGUCUACGUAGGUCAUGACAAGCCAGUGAGGAGUGUGAGUUGGAGCCUCAGCCGACAGUGGUGGUUGAGUGCAUCAGAAGAGCCGUCGCUACGAAUCUGGACCCAUUCGAGGUCUGAGCCUGCCAUUGUCAUGGGUGACAGUAAGUUCUCCAAACCCAUUAGAGGUGCUCAGUUUUAUUACCUGGAUAAAUUUGUACUCCUGGCAUCUGGACCAUCUCUGUAUUUGUACCUGUACAAUGUCGACAUCACACGUGAUGACAUAAAGAGAUAUCAGCAACGGAGCGUCGUCAAAAUGGCAGGAUGCUUUUCAGCGACGUCCGCGACAGACAUCACUGCCCUGUCUGCAGUCAACGAUUUUCUGUCUUACAUUGUCCUCGUGUGCGGUUCAGAUCGGUCCGUUCAGGUAUUUGACCUGAACGAAGGUAAAGUUGCGUCAGAGCUGCCUGAUGCCCACGGUAGAGCCGUCCACUGCAUCACACAAAACAAGGGAUCCGUCUUCACCACUCAAGCUCCAGAUUCAUACAACCUUUUCCUCACCAGUGCAGUCACAGAUGGUGUGAAGAUUUGGGACCUUCGCACACUAAGAUGCGUUCGGCGCUAUGACAACCACCUAAACCGCUGCCAUCCCUGUUCCUCAGCCAUCUCACCAUGUGGCCGGUUCAUUGCUUCAGGCUCUGAGGAUAACUGUGCCUACGUGUACGACAUUCGAAGCAGCACCUUCCUUCACAAACUCCAGAAACACUCAGACACGGUGCUCAGCGUGACCUUCAACCCAGCCAAACCAGAGCUGCUGACAGGAACAAUGGACGGGAACCUCAGACUGUUUCAAUCCAGCAGCGGGUCAUGAAACUGGUGCUGCUCUGCACAGCGUCGCCAGCACGAUUGCAUAAUUACAGCUGCGUGCCGCAGGUGGCCAACCCAGUGGCCGGGAGUUCACUGGGAAGAGGAGAAUCUAUGUCUUGUUUGAAACUGUUGGUUUAAUAAAGUUUUUUUUUGUGUUUUUUUAAAAAAAAAAGUCAAAUUCAGUCAAAUUCUCUUGUGUGUUGUUUUUCAAUGCUUCAGAUUGUUAAAAGUAUCCGGCAAUUUCCACCCACUCACCUUUGUCAAACUUCCCGUACUUUCCUCUAAUUCAAAGGGAUACAGUGUUUUUCUUGAAUCUUUCAGUGGAUUCAUUUAACCUCAUUAUCGUGAUCCAGUAUUUGCUCAAUUAGAGAUAAUCGUGGCUAGAAUUGUGCCAGAAACAAUCAUAUAUUCAUUUGUAUUGCUCCCAUCUGUCGUGCGUUCUGGAUGAUCAAGCGUCGCAUUUCUUUUGCCCAGUACGUGGAACAAAUGUAAGUCUACAUCACAGUCUGCGGCCGCUGCUUAGCAGAUCAGCACGUAGGGGCGUGACAUCAGCUGGGUGUGACCUGAGUGGCUGCCAGAUGCUCAGAUGCUCCUACUGUUCAUGUCGACACACCCUUCCUCAUUGUUUUGGUGAACAUUUUCUACCUCAGUCGCAAUGAGAUGUCAGCCAUGCUAAUGUGCAACAGAACUGGAUAAUAUCUCACCCUGAAGUUUUUGAAAGGGCUGCACUGUUGGUGAUUUGUCUGUGGAACAUCUAACCGACUAAAUCUAAAAUAAAUGA
Mugil cephalus (flathead mullet) is the source of this 3456-nucleotide messenger RNA. RefSeq names its product WD repeat domain 27 (gene wdr27). NCBI's taxonomy places the organism in Eukaryota, Metazoa, Chordata, Actinopteri, Mugiliformes, Mugilidae. The transcript is spliced from 24 exons. Bases 307 to 2679 code for a protein of 790 amino acids. The record is from RefSeq and is a predicted model, not a curated record. Gene Ontology annotation, molecular function: protein binding.